Molecule: messenger RNA, 3494 nt
Organism: Nicotiana tabacum (common tobacco)
Lineage: Eukaryota; Viridiplantae; Streptophyta; Magnoliopsida; Solanales; Solanaceae
Product: putative late blight resistance protein homolog R1A-10
Biological process (GO): defense response to other organism
Molecular function (GO): ADP binding
Source: RefSeq, a predicted model, not a curated record
AACUUUUAUAGAUACACAAAAGCUUUUAGGAUCAUAUAUUUCAACAUUAUAUUUUUUUUUUUUAAUUCCCUUAUCUAAGUCGAAGGGGAGGGAAUAUAAAAUUAAGGUUUGUGGUGUAACUAGCCUUUACGAUAGGCCACGUGGGGCUGCUCUUGUGUAGUUAACAAAAGUGUGUUUGCCUCUUUUGUCAAUCUAUCAAGAAAUGCAAUAUUUAGCUGCGCAAAGUACUACACAAGAGCAGAAAAAUAGAAUGAUUUACCAGAUUUACCCUUAAUUAGCAAGCAGGCUAGAAUUUAUUGGUCUUAAUCUGCAGUAGUACUUCUUCCCAAUUAAAGCCAGGUUUCAAGAACAGUCAUAGUUCACCUUUCAGUUUCAUUUCUUCUUUAUUUGGGAGAUCUGGUUUUAUGAUUUCUCACAUCCUCUAUUUAACAACAAAAUCUAGGAAUCUAAUUGAUAGAGAUGGCUUAUGUUGCUGUGAUUUCUCUUAUACGAACUUUGGAGCAACUCGUUCAGCGAAAGCCACAUUUGGUAAGUGAUGAAACAAGAACAUUGAUGGACUCUCUCCUUGAUAGUCUUGAAUAUUUUCAAAACUUUGUUGAGAACACUAGCAAGGGAAGUAAAGAUUGUGGAAAGGUUGAAGAAUUGGAGAGAUUAAUUAGAAAAGCGGUGGAAGAAGCAGAAGAUGUGAUUGAACUAAAGAUAUAUGAAACAAUAAAAAGAGACGCAUUAUCCAAGAUUUUAUUAAGAACACUUGAUGCACUAAAGAGGGAGGUGAUGGGAUGCAGGUUUGGUAAAAAUAAUGUCCUUAAUGAAACAAUGGAAAAAAAGGCAUUACGCAAAACCUUGUCUCGACUUAUAGAAAAGAUUGAUGUUGUGAAGAGGAAUGUGAUGGAAAGUAAUUUUGGUACAAAUGAACUUCAAGGCUAUGGUGAUCCUACAAAUGAGGAACUGCAAACACGUGAUUCCUUGCUUGGUCAUUCAUCUAGACAAGUUGCAAAUCUGAAUCUAGAAAAUGUUGUUGUAGGUCUUGAGGACGAUUUGUUGAAAAUUAAGAGAAGAUUAACCGGGCCCCCUUCAACCCGAGAAAUUGUGUCUAUUUUAGGAAUGGGUGGUAUCGGCAAGACGACACUUGCUAAAAAAGCAUACGAUGAUCCUGAAAUCAGGCAUCGUUUUGACAUCCAUAUUUGGGUGACAGUAUCUCAAGAAUAUCGGGUUAGAGUUUUGUUGUUGGGUGUUGUUUCUUUUCUUUCUCAGCUGACAAAUAAGAUAAAAACAUCGACUGAUGAUGAAUUGAUGGAAGCGAUAUACAAAAAGUUAAAGGGUCGGAGGUAUCUUGUUGUCAUGGACGAUAUCUGGAGUAGUGAAGUCUGGGAACUUAUGACAAGAAUUUUUCCAGACGACAACUGUGGGAGUCGAAUUAUUUUGACUAGUAGGCUUAAAGAUCUCGCUAUGCAAGCUGACCCUAACAGCACUCCUCAUGAGAUGAGACUCUUCAAUUCAGAUGAAAGUUGGAAGUUACUUAAUGAAAAGGUGUUUGGGGUAGAACAUGUUUGUCCUCCUGAAUUAGAGGUUCUCGGGAGGCAAGUAGCACAAAAAUGCCAAGGACUACCUUUAGCUAUUCUAGUGGUUGCAGGGCAUCUCUCUAAAAUUGCUAGAACGCGAGAAAGUUGGAUAGAAGUUGCCAAAAGUGUAAGUAAGGUUGUUGCUAAUGAAUCAGAUAUAUGUCUAGGAGUGCUAGCUAUGAGUUACAAUUACUUACCUAAUCAUCUUAAACCAUGUUUCCUUUAUAUGGGAGUUUUCCGAGAAGAUAGUGAGGUUAACAUUGAGACAUUGAUCAACUUAUGGGUUUCUGAGGGUUUUCUAUUGGAAGAAUUUGUGGGAAAAGAUUGUUUGGAGGAUCUUGUUAGUAGGAAUCUGAUAAUGGUUAGAAAGCGGAGAUUUAAUGGCGAGGGGAAAACCUGUGGUGUCCAUGAUCUGAUUCGUGACUUGAUUUUAAGAGAAGCUGAGAAGGAGAAACUCCUGCAAGUUAUUCCUUCGGCAAGGAAGCUUCGUGUUCGUCGCUAUAGUAUCCAUUCAUAUGCUUAUGGCGCUGCUUUCCGGGACUCAUCAUUCACUCGAACAGUGCACUUCUUCCAUGGAUUAAGUCGAUUUCCUCUUUUGGAGCGCUUCAAACUGCUAAGAGUGUUGGCAAUCCAUAAUUGUUGCUUUCAAAAUUUUCCAGUUGUGAUAACAAAUUUAGUACAUCUCAGAUACCUUGAAUUAUACUGUGAAGAUAAUAUUCACAGGUUAGUGUCUGAGCUUUAUAAUCUGCAGACCUUGAUUUUUCAUCACCAACGAUUAUAUACGUCAAGAGUACCUGAGACAAUUUGGCAAAUAGAACAUUUAAGGCAUCUUCACGUGACUGACUUCUUUUCUUUCCCUAUUACGUCAAGAGAGGUAAAGCCUGGUUUCAAGCUACAAAAUCUGGAGCGACUUUCUUGUCUAUGUUUGUCCAGCUGUACUUCUGAAUUGUUUUCUGCUAUUCCAAAUCUUAAGAGGUUGAAAGUUCACGGAGAUUGGGAGGAAUGCGAGGGAAGGAAGAUGUCCCAGUACCUAAAUAGCCUUUCCUGCUUAAAAGAACUUGAAAUGUUGAAGUUCAAUGGCGACGGACUACAACUUCCCCGGAUCCCAAGUAAAUUCGCUUUGCCUGUAUGUCUGAAGAGGUUGACUUUAAGUUAUACUAGUUUACCAUGGGAAGACAUGGCAAACAUUGUAAUGUUGCCAAACCUCCAAGAGCUUAAGAUUAAAUACAAUGGAUUUGAUGGUGAUGUAUGGAAAUUAAAUGAUGAAGAAGUUUUCAAUCAACUUAAGUUUCUCCUAAUCAGCGCAAUAAAUCUGAAGCACUGGGAAGCUAGCAGUGUUAACUUCCCAAGGCUGGAACGCCUAGUUCUGAAAAGAUGCUACUACCUGGAGGAAAUCCCUCAAGACUUGGGGGAAAUUUGUACCUUGGCAUCAAUAGAGUUGCAUGAAUGCAGUAUUUCCGCUGCAAAAUCUGUGAAUGAAAUUCAAGAAGAGCAAGAGAGCAUGGGAAAUGAUUGCCUUAGUGUCAUCACUGAUAAUUGUCGCUGGGAUUGAAUGUUAAUUUGAAGAAAGCUGCUCGCGCUAGUCAAGAGAAAAUGGUGUGCGUGUAUAAUUUCGUUAUUGGUCUUCUUUCAUGGUUUGAUGUUUAAACAUGGUGUGCAUAAAUUUCCCCCUUAUAGAGGGCGGGAAAAACUCCAGUUUGAUGUUUAUUCUUUCAUGGUUAAUUUCAAGAACCCUUCCGUUUGCAGCUCAGAUUUUAUUAGUCUUCCCACUGGCAUAUAGUUCUUGUGCAGAAAACCUCAAGAAAUCUAAAGGCAAGAUUGAGUGAGGUAUUCAGUCUAAAGUAGACUAUGCUUAAUACUGUUCAUUGUUGCUGAAAAUUGGAACUUGUUUUAGGGUUUUGUGGAAUUCUGAUACUAGCCAUCUAUUUGUUA